AUUAACUUUGUAAGAUUACAAUCCACACAAUGAUAAUACUCAUCCUUUAUAAGUCUAUGGGUAAAAGUAUAAAAACACAAAAAACUGAAUAUUGACGUGUAUAAUGCUCGAUUUACUUGCUAAUUCGUUGAUACGCGAUAAGCAGGUAAACCUAGAUGUUUUUAGUUUGCACUAGUGCGAAUAAUACCAGUUUUUACCCUGUUGCGGCCGCAAUCACUGUAAUUCAUAAAAACGUACGUCUUAAUUCGCAACCGCGAUGCACCAAUGCCCGAUGAUUAAUUCGAUUUGAUGAUCAACCUGGCAUUACCUCAUGUGCAAAAUCUACCUCUAACAUAUCUGGCAUUGUCGCCCCGCCAUCCAGAUGGAAUUUUCUGGUAUCGAUAAUAUGAGAUUGCGGACGUUUUUAUUUUGGUUCCUUGGCUUCUCAGUCUUUAUCAUCAUUUACAAACUCAAUGCCAUUGAAUCAGAUGUAGAAAAAUUACGCUUUCUGAAAGAAACUCUCUCACUGAACAAACAGCAAUUACAACUCACAGAACACCAACUACAACUGAUUGAGCAUUUGUACCAAAACAAAGUUGGUCAAGGUUUGCCCAUCAUCUAUGCAAUAACUCCUACAUACUGGAGACAUGUACAAAAAGCAGAGCUGACUCGAGUAUCUCAAACACUAGCACUAGUCCCAAACAUUCACUGGAUUGUUAUUGAAGACUCGGAGGAGAGAACUGAAUUAGUAACUAAUUUGUUAAAUGAUUCUAAAGUGGUGUACACACAUUUAAAUGCGAAGACACCCCCAUUUGAAAAGUUACAAAAAAAAGAAGAACGAUGGACGAAACAUCGAGGAAUCGAGCAGAGAAACGCAGGUUUGCAAUGGUUGCGCGAUAAUUUGGAAUUAGGCAGGGACAAAGGCAUCGUAUACUUCAUGGACGAUGACAAUACAUACAGCGUUAAACUCUUCCACGAAAUAUCAAAAGUUAAACGUGUGGGGGUCUGGCCCGUGGGGCUGGUAGGAGGUUUAAACGCAGAAGCGCCGAUUGUUUCCGGCGGUGUUGUAACCGGAUGGAAAACUGGCUGGAGAUCAAAUCGGGAAUUCGCCACGGACAUGGCCGGCUUUGCGAUCAAUUUGAAUCUCAUUCUGGAGAAAACAAACGCGGGAUUUUCAUACAAAAUGGAACACGGAUUGCUAGAGAGUGAAUUCUUGUCUUAUUUUACGACAAAAGCCGAGUUGGAGGCGUUGGCUGACGGAUGCACAAAGGUUUAUGUAUGGCAUACCAGGACGGAAACACCAACCGUGAAAGGAACGAUACCGUACUUGGAGGUGUAGACAGGAGUCGUUUAAUUUACAUUUAUUGUGUCAUUUAAGUAGCCGAUAGUUUAAAACGCUUGAAACAUUUGUACAUUGGAACCUCUUGCAGCAUACAGCGCAGUGAUUUUACAAUUUUAUUAUUGUAUAAAUGUGAUAAAUUGAUUUGCAUGUAUUUGCACGCAGUAAUAAAGAUCGCCAUACGUAAUUUA
This is a messenger RNA of Dalotia coriaria, 1509 nucleotides long. RefSeq names its product Glucuronyltransferase I (gene GlcAT-I). Bases 362 to 1318 code for a protein of 318 amino acids. Lineage: Eukaryota; Metazoa; Arthropoda; Insecta; Coleoptera; Staphylinidae. Gene Ontology annotation, cellular component: Golgi membrane. The record is from RefSeq and is a predicted model, not a curated record. The transcript has 3 exons. Gene Ontology annotation, biological process: carbohydrate metabolic process; chondroitin sulfate proteoglycan biosynthetic process. Gene Ontology annotation, molecular function: galactosylgalactosylxylosylprotein 3-beta-glucuronosyltransferase activity.